AUGGCGGAUCACAGUGUCAUCCGCCCGCCCAAGAUCCGUGAGGGACGCCUCACGCCUGAAGCUGGCUCCCGGGCAAGCUAUGAGACGGCCGAGUCGAGCACCGCCGGCAGCCACCGCGCCCAUCACAUCCUGGGCCGGCACGUCGUCGACGAGACUCCCCGGCGGAGGCGAGCUCGAAAUCGCUCCUCCGGCGGCUUCUUGCUCCGCGACUCGGUGGCCGGAGACCGUCAUCCAUCUCGCCGCCGCCUGGCACCAGAUUCGACUCACCCCAGUCCCCGCGCACCUCGAACCCCCGACUCCAUUCCAUCUGCUGCUGGACCAGAUGACAGCCUUGCCCCGUCUUCGGAUGCCGCCUCGAGGCCGAGCACGACAUCCCCGCGCUCGCGAGCCAAGUCCUCGGCCCACUCAGACAACUCCGUCGCCGACGGCAUCCUCAGGCAGACUUCGCCGCACCAAGACCUCGCCAGACUCGACGUCGACUCGGCGCAGAUUGUCAACAUGGCCCUCAGCCUGAGCGAGUCGCGCAGGAUCGCAUCACGAAGGAACAUCUCCCGGGGCACCCCACCGCGCCUCGCUCCCGUGCCGGACAGCAGCUCGGCCAGCAACCUGCGACAGCACCUACAACAGCAACGUCGCUCCUCUCGAACCACCAGCCCGAGGCCCAAGCUGGCCACCUCGUCCAGAGUGCCCUCUGGCGUAUGGUUGAGUGGCCCUUCGCAGCCCGUCGCCGACCCGACCCACGACAGCCAGUAUCGAUACCACUUCUCUUCCUCGACAUUGGCCAGAGCCCAAAAGGCAAAGGAACACCUGGAGCUCAUGGCGGAAUACAGACGGCUUCUGGAGACGCUACCCCCGCUGGACCCCGGCUUCCAGCGUCAUACCACGGCUAGCCCUCCCACCUCUCCGUCGGGCAGCAAGAUGGCCAAGUUCGGCUCGCGUAACAACGUGUCCCUCUCCGCAGGCCGCCAAUACAACCCACUGCAGUACAUUCGCAACCGCAAGAUCCGAGCUCGCGAGCGCAAGGUGAUUGAUGCAGAGCGCCAAGGCUUUGGAGACGUCGAGAGUGUCAGGACAUGGGUCGACAGAGUCUGUCAACAAUCAUCAUCGCUCCCCGCCUUCUCCGACGAUGGAGACGGGCCCGCUCUGCCGUCUUUCCCCGGCGCCGACGGGCUGGAAAGCCAGUCGUCAUCGGAUCCUGCUACUUCGAGGGCUGCCGCGCACAAAAGGCGCCCAAGGGUCGAUUGGUUUGUCGAGCCUUGCGAUAUGGUGGCCGACGCAUACUGGCUCGAGCAAGACCAUCACAAACAUCUCAUCGAGGAUCGGCACUGGCGCAGAAUAUUUCCGCCCGCUGCAGACCUGUUUAGACCCAUGUCUGGCGACAGCCAAACUCCAGAUCAUACGAUGACACCUCAAUCGCGCCAGCCCGAGGGUCCGCCAGACACGAAAGGCCCUGGGAUCGCAAAGGCCGGUUCAGACCUCUCGAAUAACAGCGCGAGAGACCGCGCUAGGCAGAAGUUCCAGAACAUCAAAACAUUCCCGCAUCGGCACAGUGGCUCUUUACACGGCCAUCACCUGCACCAUCACGACUUUAGGCGGCUGGGCAAAGACUCGGCCUCGGAUCUCUCGGGCAGUGACAACGAGGUCAAGAAUGACCUGCGGCGAAGAAUGCGGCUCGGACGGAGCGGGACGCUCACCAGCAACACCAACGACCUACUGGAGAAGCAGAUGAUGGAAAUGAUUGCCAAGGAAGCCCGUGAGCGGGAGCUUGCAGGAGCUGGCGCACAUGACGAGCGAACCAGCUACCCCGCCAUCAUGUCUCCUGAGAUGAAGAAUCCUCUGUCUCCGCCUCUCAGUCACUCUCUGAGCAGACCAGGUUCCAUGGCCGACACGAGCGACUCGGAUCGCAAAGGCGCCUCUGACAAACCCCGGCUAGCAUCACCGCAUCGACAUCAGCGGGGCGCAGAGGUGCCAGAAUUGCCGUCGAACCCAUCGGAAAUGGUCACGUCGCUUGUGGCAUCACCGGAGCUUCUGCCUUCGAAAUCCAACGUCGCAGAGCCAGGCACCCUUAGCCCUCCAUUCUCCCCUACAUGGAGCCGCUCGGGAUCCCCUACAAGGAACCCGCUCAGCAAGAUCAAGAACAUCAUUCGUGACAAGAGCGGCGACAGUAGCGACUGUGCUCCUCUGACCGAUGUGGAUCAAGACGUGGACCGUCGAGCACCUGCUCAGGACCCAAACCCACCACCAGAAAAGGUGGGCGUGCCGCAUAGGCGCACAUCGAGCCCGAUAAAGAAACUUUCCUUUGACCGUCCGUCCGAAGGUUGGAAAACGCAUCGAAGAUCCGGCAGUCUGCUGCAGCGGCUGGAUGAACAGGGCGCUGGCUUGCGUGGCAUGUUCAAGGGACCUCGCAUCGACACCGUCAUCAAAGGCGGCGUGUCCAGGCUGAGCGAUAUUCUCUGGAAGAAGGAUGGGUCGGGCGAACCGUCGCUCGAAGUAGACUCAACUGAUGAAUCAGAAGGCGAGCGGUCGACGGGGACGCCAGACGAGAGCCGCCGCGGCUCUAAACAUUUCGUUGACUCCAUGCCCGAGUUCAGCCAUGCUGCUGGAGUUCACUCGCACAGCACCGGCGAUGGUCACGCAAAAGAAGCGGCGGACGGAGUGACGAGUCAGAGCAGCCGAUCGUCACGCUUCGAACUGCUCAAGCCUCCCCUGGUCGGGACCCGGAGUGCCUCGCCUUCCGUUUCUCCUCUUACGCACCGAAAAGCUCGUAUCGGCGAUUCGGAAGCUUGGGAGUCGGAUUCAUGGCAUGGCAGUGUCGUUGAGGGCGUCCGGAACGCAGAUAGGCGUCUCGACGAUGCAGCAGAGCCCGAAGCGUCCGAUCCGGCCGACCGAAGGCAGAGCCGACACUGGUCGAUAGCGGACUUUGGCUACUCCACAGCAAAGACUCAGCUUUCUCGGCGCGAAAUUGCCCGGAUGAGGGUCCUGAUUCUAAGCUCCGGCAUCAAGGCCAUGGAGAUUAGCAGGCGGGCAAACGAGAUUUGCGAGCCGUUCAGCAACGAAGCCCUGACGGCGAACCGAGCCUCCAUGGAAGCCAACCGCGCCGGCAUAGAGUGGGCAGACAUCGCCCGGCUCAGCCCGGAGAAGCAGCAGUUGCGCAAUCACAAGGCUGCGCUCUGCGAGCUGUAUCCGCUCGCGGCCAAGACGCUCGCGUCGGCAAUCCAGGCGUCGGGCCAGCGGUGGCAGAUCUCGGCGGACAGGUUCACCACUCGGACAAGCCCCGACCUGCACCGGCGCAUCGGACAGGUGCGGUCACGCCUCGUCGACGACCUCUCCGAGAUGACGCGGAGGGCGGCCAACGAUGCCGACGAGACGAGCAGGGACCUGGCGCUCGGCCAGCCGCUCAAGGUCAAGCACGUGACGGACACGAUUGACAAGAUGCUCCGCCGCCGCCGCCGCCGCCUCCGCUGGGUGCGACGCGCGUUGUGGCUCAUGGUUGAGUGGCUGCUCGUCGGGCUCAUGUGGUAUGUCUGGUUCGUCGUCAUGAUCCUGCGCGUCGUCCUGGGCCUCGGCAAGGGCGCGUGGAGAAGCGUCAAGUGGCUGCUUUGGAUGUAG
Messenger RNA from Hirsutella rhossiliensis, 3609 nucleotides. RefSeq lists its product as uncharacterized. Bases 1 to 3609 code for a protein of 1202 amino acids. The transcript is spliced from 2 exons. The record is from RefSeq and is a predicted model, not a curated record. Lineage: Eukaryota; Fungi; Ascomycota; Sordariomycetes; Hypocreales; Ophiocordycipitaceae.